AUGUCGGACCAUAAAGAAUAUGGCUUGACCAGAUCACAGUCAACGUCAAUAUCCAGUACCGAUUCUGAGUUCCAGGCAUCAAGAACGCAGUCACGAUCUCAGAGCUUGGCUAGUUCUCUAAGGACGAGGCUGCGGUCUUUGUCGAAUUCAGGGAUGACCCAAGUGGAUCGAGUCUAUUCGGGGCGACAUCUGAAUGAUCAGUCAGUAUACCAUAGUGACGAUGAGUCUAAUCAUGGUGAAUCACCCAUCGAAAACGAGCAGAACCCCGAUACUAUCCAGGAAGUGCAGAACGGGAUUGUCAACGAGCGCGAUCUGGAUCUAGAGAAAGCCAAUGAUGCACAGCCCGAGCUUGAGAAAUCAAGGACGAAAAAUUCGAACCGGUCUCUUCGCGACCAAAAACUGGUACAGUGGGACGGCCCUGAAGACCCCGAAAACCCGAAAAACUGGACCAACAAGAAGAAAUGGGCUGCUACCAUCACCGUAUCACUAUUCACAUUCAUCUCACCGGUCUCUUCGUCAAUGGUUGCGCCGGCACUGCCAUCACUCGCAGCGGACCUGAAAGUCACGGAUGAAUUCGUCUCACAACUUAUGCUCUCAAUCUUCGUUCUAGCCUACGCUGUUGGCCCAUUAUUAUUCGGGCCAUUGUCAGAGAUUUACGGUCGAACCGUCGUUCUACAGCUCUCCAAUCUCUUCUUCCUAGUUUUCAACAUUGGGUGUGCAGUAUCACAAACGAAAGUCCAAAUGAUCAUUUGCCGAUUCUUUGCUGGACUAGGAGGCAGUGCUCCACUAGCAGUCGGCGGUGGAGUCCUCUCGGAUUGCUUCCGGGCUGAAGAGCGCGGGAAGGGAGUCGCGAUCUACAGCCUUGCACCACUUCUAGGCCCAGCCCUCGGACCUAUCGCAGGAGGCUUCAUCGCCGAAAACACAACCUGGCGCUGGGUCUUCUAUUCGACCUCAAUAGUUGACGGCCUAAUCCAACUAAUGGGCCUCUUCUUCCUACGCGAAAGCUACGGCCCGAAAAUCCUUCUCGACCGCGCCAUCCGCCUGCGCAAAGAAACGGGCGAUGAAUCCUACCAAACAGAAGCAGAGCGCCAAAAUAAAACCCUGCUCGAAAUUCUGCGCGGCUCAUUCAUCCGUCCCUUCCGCCUCCUCCUCACACAACCAAUUGUCCAAGUCCUCGCCCUAUUCAUGGCCUACACCUAUGGAAUCAUUUACCUUGUCCUCUCGACAUUCCCUACCCUCUGGACAAGCCCAAAUUACUACAACGAAUCAACCGGCAUCGGUGGCCUGAACUACAUCUCCCUCGGACUAGGCUUCUGGCUCGGCUCACAGAUCUGCGCCCCGCUAAACGACCGCAUCUACCGCCGUCUCAAGGCCCGUAAUGGCGGCGUCGGAAAACCAGAGUUCCGCGUCCCGCUGCUCUUCGUCGGCGCCUUCUUGAUCCCCGCCGGCUUGUUCAUCUACGGUUGGACUGCUCAGUACCAUUGCCAUUGGAUUGCGCCGAACAUCGGUGCUGUAAUGUUUGGUGCUGGCAAUAUCAUUGCCUUCCAGUGUAUCCAGACUUAUAUGGUUGAUACCUAUACGCGGUUUGCGGCUAGUGCGCUUGCUGCUGGUGCAUUUCUGCGCUCGAUAGCUGGGUUUGGGUUUCCACUUUUUGCACCAUAUAUGUACAGUGCUUUAGAAUACGGGUGGGGGAAUAGUUUGUUGGCGUUCGUGGCUAUUGUGGUCGGGGCGCCGGCGCCGGUGCUUUUGUGGAAGUUUGGGGAAAAGCUGAGGAAAAAGAGUACUUUUGCAGCCGGCUAG
Penicillium vulpinum is the source of this 1800-nucleotide messenger RNA. Its product is annotated as MFS transporter. The coding region runs from base 1 to 1800 and encodes 599 amino acids. NCBI's taxonomy places the organism in Eukaryota, Fungi, Ascomycota, Eurotiomycetes, Eurotiales, Aspergillaceae. Gene Ontology annotation, molecular function: transmembrane transporter activity. The transcript has 3 exons. The record is from RefSeq and is a predicted model, not a curated record. Gene Ontology annotation, biological process: transmembrane transport.